AUGCGAGGGCUCAGUGAACGCCAACAACUCAUCAGGGAGGUCUUCCUCAUCAUGGCGUACCAUCACAAUGAGGCAACCGAAGCAAUUCUCGAUGGCGUCAUGAAACUCCCAUCAAUCCCCAGCUUUGGUGCAAUUCUCUUUCCCGGCAAACCCAGCUUACAAUUUAUCUGGGAGAUGUUUUUUGAUGACAAAGCAGAAGUCGCCGAAAUUCUUGAGGAGUUACUUUCACAUCGAUUUUCGAGCUUGCGUACCACACCAACAACCCACAACGAUUACGACCUAGCCAAGCUUUUUGACAUGCGCGAUAACGACUUCAAACAAGCUGUCAGAACCACCAAAGAUGGAUUCCUUUGGCUGCUUGAUCAAAUCCGUCACCAUCCUAUAUUUUACAGCAAUAGCCCUCGGCCUCAGCUCCCCAUUCCCCAUCAAUUGGCCCUUACACUCGAACGACUUGGAUCUAACGGGAACGGUGCUUCGGUUGGACGUUUCUCACGUAAUCUCAGCGUCGGGCGGGGUACGGUCAUUAAAGUCAGCCGGCGCGUUAUUCAAGCAAUUAAUGAAGUAUCGACCAACUACAUUGUUUGGCCUAAUAAAGAGCGACGAGCUGAAAUAUCGGAAGUGAUGACAGAAGAAGGAUUCAAAGGAUGCAUCGGCUUUGUGGACGGCACAACAAUUCCCUUACACCAACAACCCGGUCUUGAUGGUGAGGUAUAUUGGGAUCGCAAGAAACAGUAUUCUAUCAACUGUCAAGUGAUAUGCGAUUGUGAUAGAUUCAUCACCUUGUUCAUGACCGGGUGGCCAGGAACAUGUGGUGAUAGCUUAGUUUUCAAGAACAUGAAGGUUCAUUUGGAACCCGAUAGGUUUUUCGACCCUGGUCAAUAUCUUAUUGCAGACUCGGCUUACGCACUAUCGAUGACAACGAUCCCAGCAUAUAAAUCGCCACUCUCAAAGAUAAAUCGAAACACAGAAUUCAAUUAUUGUUUAGCUAAAUCUCGAGUACGCAACGAGCACACAAUUGGGAUUCUCAAGGGCCGGUGGGCCUCCCUCCAGCAGCUUCGGUUAUCCUUGUAUACACCCCAGCACAUGGUUGAGAUAAUCUGCUGGAUCAACUGUUGUGUGGCUCUACACAAUAUGCUGGCGCACCUCGGCGACUCUUGGGACGAACUUGCGACCCCAAAUGAUAAUGAUGAGCCAGGUGAUUCAGAAGGAAAUCAUGAAGAUAAUACUGAGGGCCACCGCGAAGAGAUUCAAGAAAAGUGA
Molecule: messenger RNA, 1260 nt
Organism: Puccinia graminis f. sp. tritici CRL 75-36-700-3
Lineage: Eukaryota; Fungi; Basidiomycota; Pucciniomycetes; Pucciniales; Pucciniaceae
Exons: 2
Coding region: 1-1260 (419 amino acids)
Source: RefSeq, a predicted model, not a curated record